CUCCUUUUACCUGCGAUGUUUCUCACAGGAUCGUCUGCCACCUCUGAGAUGAAGGACAGAGACAGAUCUUCAAGAGUACCAAAGAGUAUCAUUGGAUGCAGUGAGCCCCCUGAAAUCCCACAUGCAGUCAUCAUUAAUCAGGAACAGCAGAGGUUUUUUGAUGCAGGUACAAAAGUGCAGUAUGAAUGUGAAGAUGGAUAUACUGUAGAGAGAGAUGAGACGAAAACCAUCACUUGCAUAGCUGGACACUGGACCAAAGGCCCAACAUGCCUCACCCCAUGUGGAGUAGUCCCAGUUGUUCCAGACGCUGUUGUUAUGGAAGAGAAGCCAACGUUUGUGAGAUACAGAUGUAGUGUCUAUUACACACAAGUUGGUCCAGAGAUUGUGACCUGUAACAGAAGUGAAUGGACACAGCUUCCCACCUGUAAAGAGCGAAAGACAUUCUGUGAAGUGGAUCCUGCUCUAUAUGGGAGACAGCUAUCUCUAUCUGCAGUUGUACGUAUAAAAGAAGGACAUUGGAUGGAUAUUCAGUGUGUUCAGAGUUACAUCUUCAGCCGUGUUGAGUGUCUUAAUGGACAAAUUCAUUAUACCACGUGUUCACCGUCCUGUAGUGCUCCCAGACUGGUUGGUGGUUUCUUUGUACCGAAACAACAGAACUAUUCUCAUGGAGCAAAGUUGACCUAUACCUGCUACGAUGGAUGGAAACUGCCAGUGAAGGGUUGGUGGGCAACAAGCACAUGUCAAAAUGGUAAAUGGUCUCAUGAACCACAAUGUCUAGAGAGUAUCAAUGAAUGCAGUGAGCCCCCUAAAAUCCCACAUGCAGUCAUCAUUAAUGUGGAACACCAGGAGUUUUUUGCUGCAGGUACAAAAGUGCAGUAUGAAUGUGAAGAUGGAUAUACUGUACAUAGAGACAGGACGAAAAACAUCACUUGCAUAGCUGGAAACUGGACCAGAGGCCCAACAUGCCAGAGUAUCACUGCAUGCAGUGAGCCCCCUGAAAUCCCACAUGCAGUCAUCAUUAAUCAGGAACACCAGGAGUUUUUUGCUGCAGGUACAAAAGUGCAGUAUGAAUGUGAAGAUGGAUAUACUGUAGAGAGAGAUGAGACGAAAACCAUCACUUGCAUAGCUGGACACUGGACCAAUGGCCCAACAUGCCGUGCUGCAGAGGUGGAAAAAGCUGUGGAACCCGCCACGUCAGAUGACAGGAAUCCUGCAAGAGGAGGAUCAUCUGCCAACUCUGGGAUGAACGACAGAGACGGAUCUUCAAGAGUACCAAUCACCACAUGUGGAGAUGUUCCAGUUGUUCAAGACGCUGUUAUCGAUGAGAAGCGAACGUUUGUGAGAUACAGAUGUAGUGUCUUUUACACACAAGUUGGUCCAGAGCUUGUGUACUGUAACAGUAAUGGCAGAUGGACACAGCUUCCCACCUGUAAAGUGCGAGAGAGAUUCUGUGAAGUGGAUCCUGCUCUAUAUCAGAGACUAGCUAUAUCUAUAUCUGAAGUUGUACGUAUAACAGAAGGACAACAGAAGAUGAUUCCAUGUAUUUGGCAGGGUGCUUAUCCUCACUGUACUUUGCUGUCUGAUGAAUCAGUUGCUCUCAAAAUGUCCAUCAAGUAUCUUGGAGUCUUCCUUCUGAUUUGGUUUCCUGGAAUCCUACAUGGAUCGUCUGCCACCUCUGAGAUGAACGACAGAGACAGAUCUUCAAGAGUACCAAAGAGUAUCAUUGGAUGCAGUGAGCCCCCUGAAAUCCACCAUGCAGUCAUCAUUAAUCAGGAACAGCAGAGGUUUUUUGAUGCAGGUACAAAACUGCAGUAUGAAUGUGAAGAUGGAUAUACUGUAGAGAGAGAUGAGACGAAAACCAUCACUUGCAUAGCUGGACACUGGACCAAAGGCCCAACAUGCCUCACCCCAUGUGGAGUAGUCCCAGUUGUUCCAGACGCUGUUGUUAUUGAAGAGAAGCCAACGUUUGUGAGAUACAGAUGUAGUGUCUAUUACACACAAGUUGGUCCAGAGAUUGUGACCUGUAACAGCAGUGAAUGGACACAGCUUCCCACCUGUAAAGAGCGAAAGAGAUUCUGUGAAGUGGAUCCUGCUCUAUAUGGGAGACAGCUAUCUCUAUCUGCAGUUGUACGUAUAAAAGAAGGACAUUGGAUGGAUAUUCCGUGUGUUCAGAGUUAUAUCUUCAGCCGUGUUGAGUGUCUUAAUGGACAAAUUCAUUAUACCACGUGUUCACCGUCCUGUAGUGCUCCCAGACUGGUUGGUGGUUUCUUUGUACCGAAACAACAGAACUAUUCUCAUGGAGCAAAGUUGACCUAUACCUGCAACGAUGGAUGGAAACUGCCAGUGAAGGGUUGGUGGGCAACAAGCACAUGUCAAAAUGGUAAAUGGUCUCAUGAACCACAAUGUCUAGGAUCUUCCAGCAGCCCCGGACCGACUGGACCUGCAAUCGUUCCAACCGACUUCUGUCAUGUCGACACUGCACUCUAUCCAGAGUUAAAACCUACUGGAAGUUAUUUUUUAAGAGAUGGUGAGAAGAAGAAAUUGAAAUGUGUGCGAGAUCCAGAGUGGUACACUGAUCAUUUUGUUGAUUUCGAGUGCAAUGACGGAAGACUGACACGUUCCCCCGAAUGUUGUCAAAGGUUGUUAUCAUAUUCAAUUGGAUGCUAAGGCUGUAUCACUAAGGGAGAGAUACUGGGGCCUUUGGAUUUCCUCUCUACUGACUGGAAACUUUUGAGCGACAACAAAGUUGUGAUGAUGCUGAUAAACAAUGUGUUGGAAGUGUCUCAUAUGAAAUUCCUCACAACGUCCUUAAUUUUCCAUUCUGAUUAGUGAUUCAUUUAUUGUUUUAGCAGUAGAACAAACCAAUCAUUUCUGCACUGUUUUGUAACCACAAUUCUUGCUAAGGCUAAAACAUGCAUCACUGACUGGAAACCUUUGAAGUUACAUUUUCAGCUGAAAAUGCAUGUUGCUUAUUAUUUUUGAUCUAUUGAAGAAAAUAAAUAAAUAAAAUGGGGAAAAUUUAAAUGUGGUUGUCUUAUCACUUAA
Molecule: messenger RNA, 3045 nt
Organism: Centropristis striata (black sea bass)
Lineage: Eukaryota; Metazoa; Chordata; Actinopteri; Perciformes; Serranidae
Product: complement factor H-like
Exons: 23
Coding region: 16-2667 (883 amino acids)
Source: RefSeq, a predicted model, not a curated record